Molecule: messenger RNA, 303 nt
Organism: Debaryomyces tyrocola
Lineage: Eukaryota; Fungi; Ascomycota; Pichiomycetes; Serinales; Debaryomycetaceae
Source: the annotation of a GenBank genome assembly
AUGAACCCUACACAAAAUGGCUUGUCCAAAUCUGCGAAUUUACAUAUCAAUUUACAGAUAGACCAAGCAGUUUGUGAAUCCAAACCCGACGUGGGCUCAUCAAGAAAUACUAAUAGCUUAAAUUUCGCAACCAACUCAACUCUAAUUGAUAAUCUCUUAGGUUUAAAACAAAAAAGGAUUCUAAUGUUUAUUAUGUUAUUAGUUUAUUGGAAACAGAAAUACUCUGAUGCAGUAGCAGGUACUGAUUCUGGUUAUCUCAAGUACGUGGAAAAUUGUAACGACCCACGCAAGGUAGAGGUCUAA